Trichogramma pretiosum is the source of this 1734-nucleotide messenger RNA. It is a transcript of the gene Ada, whose product is annotated as adenosine deaminase-like protein. NCBI's taxonomy places the organism in Eukaryota, Metazoa, Arthropoda, Insecta, Hymenoptera, Trichogrammatidae. Gene Ontology annotation, molecular function: adenosine deaminase activity. The record is from RefSeq and is a predicted model, not a curated record. Gene Ontology annotation, biological process: adenosine catabolic process; inosine biosynthetic process. Bases 94 to 1188 code for a protein of 364 amino acids. The transcript is spliced from 8 exons.
AAUAAACACAUACUAUAAUUCAAAGGGAGAGCGCAGUAUUAAAGAAACUGCAAAUCUUGUUGGAUUUAAGCUUCCUCAUGAUCCACGUUAAAAAUGUUAAGAUUGUUUAUUAGACUUGAAACCAUCUUAUACAUAAACAUGGAUUGCAAUGUAUCUAAUGUAAACAUAGAAACAAACAAAAUAGUAGAAUUUUGUUAUAAUUUACCUAAAAUUGAAUUACAUGCUCAUUUGAAUGGUUCUCUUAGUAAAGAAACCUUGAUGAAGUUAUAUAAACUGAAACACUCAGUUGAGAAUGAUAAAAGUGAAUUUUUUGACUUCAAUAAAUGUGCAACUAUAUCAGAAAUAUUUGAGGUUUUCAAUUUUGCUUACUCAGUGACAACUUCUCAAGAAGCCAUUUACACAGCUACUUAUGAUACAAUAAAAGAAUUUCAUGCAGAUAAUGUUGUAUAUUUAGAAUUACGAACUACACCCCGAAUAGAAAGUGGAAUGUCAAAAAGAGAAUAUUUAUUAGCAGUUUUGAAAGCUAUCAAAGAUUGUCAAGAUGAGGGUUUGGAGAUCAUAGUGAAACUUUUAGUAUCUAUCAAUCGUAAGCGAGCAGUCCGAGAAGCCAGAGAAAAUAUUCAAUUGGCUAUUGAAAUGAGCAAAGAGUAUAAUCAAAUUGUUGGAAUUGAUUUGAGUGGAGAUCCAACAAAAGGAGAUGCCUUCAUAGAUCUUCUUAAUCAAGCGAGACAAGCUAAUUUAAAAAUUGCAGCUCAUUGCGCAGAGGUUGCAAAUGAAAACGAAACAAUUGAUAUUUUAAGUUUUAAACCUGACAGACUAGGUCAUGGCACUUGUAUUCAUCCAAAUUUGAAUGGAUCAGAGACACUUUACAAUGCAUUGCUUAAAUCAGAAAUUCCAGUUGAAUUGUGUUUGACUUCCAAUGUCAAAUGUAAAACGGUUCCGAAUUUCAAAUCUCAUCAUUUCAAGUACUUAUAUGAUUCAAAGCAUCCAAUUUGCAUAUGUACUGAUGAUAAAGGAGUUUUUGAUACCACCUUGAGCCAAGAGAUAGCAUUAUUAAUGGAGCACUUUAAUUUAAACAACAGCGAUGUCAAAAAUUUGAUGUUAUCAACAGUGAAAUACACAUUUGCUGAUGAUAAUGAAAAAAGUAAAUUACUAAAAAUAAUUACUGAUUUCGAUGCUAGUGCAUAAUAGGGUUUCAUUCAAUUUAGAAAGUCAGUUCAAAGAUUAUGUUUCAAUAAAAAACAUACAAUUUUGAAUACUGAUUUGAUUUAUUAUCCAAUCUUAUUAUGUUUUAUUGAUUAUCUUAUUAUCAACAGGUUAACUACAGGGCGAGUCUUUUACAAAAUAUAAAAAUUAAUUAAACUUACAAACAUUUUCUAAUAAACUAAAACUAAAUAGUAACACUUGAUUUUCUGCUUCUUAUAAUAAAUCCACUGCUUCUACCUUUCCUUUUAACUUUCAUCUUGCAUACAAAAGUUUUACUCAAUAAUUUUUUUGACAAGUCGAAAAAUGUUCAUUAAUUUGCAAAAGUUACUGUUAUAAGAUAGCCUGUUGAAUAAAAUUAAAAUAACAUUCGGAUACAACAGUUCCAAAAAUUUAUUUUCAUUACUUUACAAAAUAUGAAGGUUACUUAUAUUUUAUCCACACAUACUUGAAUAAAUUAUAGCUAAAAAAUUGAUAUGCACUUCAAAACAAGUAGUCGGAACGCGAUGAAAAGUACUUAGAGAAAAACUA